Molecule: messenger RNA, 6099 nt
Organism: Salmo salar (Atlantic salmon)
Lineage: Eukaryota; Metazoa; Chordata; Actinopteri; Salmoniformes; Salmonidae
Source: RefSeq, a predicted model, not a curated record
UGCUAUAGCGGAGGAUCCGGAAGGAAGGCUCUACCACGGAUCUACUCUGCGCAAUACCGAACUGACACACACACACAGAGAGAGAGAGAGCAUUACCAUACAUUAUUAUAUUUUUUUUUAUCGGAUACAGUUUCUAUUCUAUUGUCGUUAAACCGAUUGGAAGACGUGUUGUCUGUGUGAUUCGCCAUGACGACUGAAUCAGGAGCAGACUCUGAGCCUAAGCAGGAGAAAGGAGGGAAGGAGAAAGGAGGGAAGGAGAAAAAGGAGAAGGCGAAGGCAGCAGAACACUUCCCAGCCGCCGCUGGACACAGCACACCUGCCAGGAAUAACCAGUUUGAGGAGGACCUGUCGUCAACCAGGUCGUCAACCAGUCGCCUGUCAAUCAAGUCUCCACUGAGGGGAGUGAAGAAGCUGAAGAACAUGCAGUGUAAAAUCACCCUGCUAGAUGGCUCUGACUACACCAUGACGGUGGAUAAACGAGCCAGAGGCCAGCUGCUGUUUGCCAAGGUGUGUGACCAUCUGAACCUGCUGGAGACGGACUACUUUGGCAUCACGUACCGAGACGUGGAGAACCAGAAGAACUGGCUGGACCCUAACAAGGAACUGAAGAAGCAGAUAAGGAGUGGCCCCUGGAACUUUGGCUUCAACGUGAAGUUCUACCCCCCAGACCCUGCCCAGCUGUCUGAAGACAUUACCAGGUACUACCUGUGUCUCCAGCUGCGUGAUGACAUGGUGUCUGGUCGUCUCCCAUGUUCCUUCGCCACCCACACCAUACUGGGCUCCUACACGGUCCAGUCAGAGCUGGGGGACUACGACCCCGAGGACACGGAGUACAACAGUGAGCUCCGCUUCGCUCCAAACCACACCAAGGAACUGGAGGACAAGGUCAUGGACCUACACAAGAACUACAAAGGGAUGACGCCAGCUGAAGCAGAGUUACACUUUCUGGAGAAUGCCAAGAAACUGUCCAUGUAUGGGGUUGACCUCCAUCACGCUAAGGACUCUGAAGGCGUAGAGAUCAUGCUAGGAGUGUGCUCGAGUGGUCUGCUCAUCUACAGAGACAGACUGAGAAUCAACAGGUUCGCCUGGCCCAAGGUCCUCAAGAUCUCCUACAAGAGAAACAACUUCUACAUCAAGAUACGCCCCGGAGAGUUUGAGCAGUUUGAGAGCACGAUUGGCUUCAAGCUCCCUAACCACCGUGCAGCCAAGAGGCUGUGGAAGACCUGUGUUGAGCACCACACGUUCUUCAGACUGGUGUCCCCAGAGGCCCCCCCUAAGAAGUUCCUGGGUCUUGGUUCUAAGUUCCGCUACAGCGGUAGAACCCAGGCUCAGACCCGGAGAGUCUCCUCUCAGAUCAUCAGGGCCGCGCCCAUCUUCGAACGCUCCUCCUCCAAACGCUACACCAUGUCGCGCAGCCUGGACGGAGCGCCCGUAACAGAGAACCACGACACCCUGAUGAAGGACGCCACGCCCGCCAAAGCUGUCGCCGCUGGAGACCUGAUCACCACGGUAACGCCGGAGAAGAAGGCGGAGGAGGAGAAGGCCGAGGAAGAGGAGGGACAGACCAACGUUACAGAGACGUCGGAUCCUAAUGUCCCCUCAACCCCCCUCAGACACGACAACAAGCGCUCCCCAUGCCUGUACUCCUAUGACCCCCUCCGCUCUGAGCUCUCCCUCCCUUCCUCCCCCGUGGCCUCCACUAAGGUCCGUCGGCGGCGCAGGGAGAACGCGUCCCGUAAACGCUGUGCGUCCGUCAGCCCGGCUAAAUCCUCUGCGGGGUGCCGUCGGCGCCAGGCCAAAGCGGACCGCGCCACCGCCCUCCUAGAGGAGCAGGUGCUACUCCUGUCGGCCCGGAAACAGCGUCUAGAACAGCUGAAGGCCCACGGGAGGCGGGGCGGCACUCUGUUCUCCUUCUCCCUGCACCUCCCCGACCUCUCCUCUUACCUAGACGAGGAUGGCUACCUCACAUUCCCUGACAUCACAGAGCUCACCUUCCUCCCUGAGAGCGUGCAGCACUUCCGUCCGUUCAGGUCACCCUCUCUCAUCCCCUGCUUCCUCUUCAUCUUCUUUUUCCUCUUGUCCACGUCGUUCUCGGUGCCCUACGCCCUCACGCUGUCCUUCCCGCUGGCGCUGUGUCUGUGCUACCUGGAGCCCAAGGCGGCUUCUCUCACCGCAUCCAUCGCUCAGGGCCUGCAUCAACAUGACAGUUGUUCAGAGGAAGAGGAAGAUGAAGAGACGGACAGCGAGCAAACCGACUUUGCCUUUGACGAGGAAACUACGGCCUCUGAGUCGGAGCCGGAAGAUGAUCAUUCUGAGAUGAGGACACAGUAUAGUUUCAUAAGGCGAAUUAAAGGAGAAAACGUUUUUAUCAAGCAUAGUAAUCUCAUGUUAGAGAACACAGAGGCGUCGGAGGAGCUGGUGAAACAUCAGAGAGACAUCAGUGAACUGAAGCGCUCCUUCCUGGAGACGGCAGGCGACCCUGAAUCCCUGGGACUGACCGAGUGGGAGAAGAGACUGUCCUCGUCUCCUCCGGCUCAUUCCCACAGCGAGGGAGUGGAGGAGGCACCCAUGAUAGAGCCACUUAACACCCCACAGGACUCAGAGACAGAGGAAGUUCCUGCUGCUGAGGAAGAAAUGAAGCAGGAGGUACAAGCCAAUGGCAUUGAGGCUGCAGGCAUGGUGAACUCUAGUGAUGCGGGGACAGCAGGAGCACAAGGGUGUGGUCUGAUGACUGUAACUGAUACCUUAGAAGCCGUCACCAGUGACUGGACGGACAGAGAGACGGAUGGACUGAAGGAAGACGGAGAGGAAGAGAAGUUCCUAGUAUCUCCGGAGCUGAAGAUAAGUCCAGGGACAGUCAGACAGGAAGUCUCUACGGCCAUCUUGGACAAGAGAGGAACACUCAUCAUCCUGAGGGAGAUGGAGUCUGAAGACAAAAUGGACGCCAGCGGAGACCUUACCAAGACCAACCAGGAGAAAGGAGGGGGGACUUCAGCAAGCAUUAAGGAGGGUGAAGAUGACGAGCUAGAAGGAGAUCCUCUCACCAGAUCUAAGGAGAAAUAUUCCAUAAUCAACACGAAUGAAGAUGAGACCAGUGGUGAGGUAGAUGCUGAGGCCAUGUCUAAGGAGACUAGCAACAAGAGAGAGAGAUCUCUCAACUUAAGCCAGACUGAGACUGAUGAAGAAAUGAGUGGCGUUAACUCACUCCAGAAGACUGAGGCUCCAAGUCCCUCUGAGGUCUUGACCAAGACAGUUGAAAGGUCAGAGUUCACCACCGUGUCACACGAGAAGGUGACGGAGCUGAUUACCCAGGAUGCACCGCCAAAGAGAGAGGAAUCGUGUGGCCUGGAUGAAGCUGUGAGCGACCUAUCACAGUGGACCUUCUCCGACGGUCAAUUUGCCACCAAACCAUCACCUGGAUCUCUAGCCGUGAGCCCGGCUGAGGAAGAGGAGGAAGAGGAGACAGGAGGGAGCCAGGGGGCUGCUGAGACAGCACAGUCUACAGGACUUACGAAACCCGAGGCUGUGCCAGCAGAGGAGUCGACCACCAAGGAGGUACCUGUAGUCCACACCGAGACUAAAACCAUCACGUACGAGUCUUCAGAGGGUGACUGCGAUGGCGACGUGGAACCCGGUGUUCUGAUGAGCGCACAGACCAUCACCUCGGAAACCACCAGCACCACCACGACCACGCACAUCACUAAGACGGUGAAAGGAGGAAUCUCUGAGACCAGGAUAGAGAAGAGGAUUGUCAUUACAGGAGAUUCAGGAGAUAUCGACCAUGAUCAGGCUCUGGCCCAGGCCAUAAAGGAGGCCAAAGAGCAGCACCCUGACAUGUCAGUGACCAAAGUAGUGGUUCAUAAAGAGACAGAGAUCACACCUGAGGGAGAGGACUGACCCAGGAGUAAAUAAAGCCCAGGACAGUUUAAAUCCCCUGGUGGAAGGACUCCUCUCAAAACCCUCCAGCAACCAACUCCCAACGUCACGAUGGGUUUCAUUACAUUACUGUGCCUGCCUGCUGGGCCUCGUUAUAACUACGGUAGAGACUACACAGCCAGCCUAUUGUUCUACAGACAGUCUGCUCUAUAGAAAUACAAUCUAUAGAGCGGGCUUCCCCCGUUCAAGUCAAUGAUGGCAUAAUAGAUUCUAAUUCUAUGCUCUGCGCUCUCUAUGGUCCCGAUCCUAAUCUGAGUUCCAUGUGCUUAACUUGGCUUUACUGCCUAAAUCGUGAUGUCAAUGGGGAGAUUAAAGUCAAAAUGAGGUAGUUAAGAUUUAUGCCUAUCGUCAGUCCCAUCCGUCAUUAUCAAAAUGUAUAUUUGCAUGAGCAGAAUGACGCAAUUAUUAUUAUAAAAAAAAAUAUAUAUAUUAUCAAGAUUUCCUGUGAGAUAAUAAACAGGUUAUUUUAUCACUUGAGCUCUCGCUGAACUCUACAACAGGCAAAACGGUUGAUUUCAUUCACCGCCUUGCUAUCUAUUUAAGAUUAUAUUAUAAACAGUCAUUUUUCUUGCUUUUUUUUUGUUGUUGUUGGUCAGCGUUGUUUAGUGUAUUUAUGAAAUGAAAAUCCGUCACUCCGAGAGAGGAGAAGAGAAAAAAAAGUCUUUUUAUGUGACAUAUUAGAGUACACAACAAUAUUAUUAUUCUAAUAACUUAGUAGAAGGUAGAAGUGACGACCUCAAUGCCGCCUCACUCCACUCCCAUCGUCUCAGAUAGAAAUGCAUUUAAAUCAACUUUUCACAACAAAGUCCUGUACGUUAUAUGUGUGUGUGUGUGUUGUCCUGGGCAACAGCGACUGCAAACAAAGGCAGAUUAUAUCGUCUAUAUUCAGCAACAAUUAUUUUAUUCAUGUUGUAUUGUAUUUUGUCUGAACAUUUGUCAGUAUUCUGUAUUCAUACAUUGCAACAUAUUUCAAAUAGCCUGUAUCCCAGAUCGGUUUUCGACCUCGUGCCAACUCUUUAUCACCCGUUGAGCGACAUGGAGAUGGCAUGAUGGCACUAUCCGACUGGCACCCAGGCUAUAUUUGAGACGGUUGAUAGUCUGUUUUAAAAACGCUGUCUAGAUGGGGGUUUACAGAGUUGUACCCAGGCUAUGUUUGAGACAAUCGACAGUCUGUUUUAAAAACACUGUCUAGAUGGGGGUUUACAGAGUUGUACCCAGGCUAUGUUUGAGACAAUGGACAGUCUGUUUUAAAAACACUGUCUCGAUGGGGGGGGUUUACGGACUUGUAUUGUUGUGAUCUAUCUGCAAACGGACACAAAUGGUAUACAUUCUCCUCUGUAUUAAUUAAUGGCUGGACUACAGUCCCCACAAUGCUGUGUGUGACUGACUGAAAGGCCCAGGACUCAAACUAACAGGACUGCUCUGUCCAGAUGAACAUAUUUUGGUCUGAAAUAGCACCCUAUCCCCUAUAUAGUGCACCACUUUUGACCAGAGCCAUAUGGGAUGCACUAUAAAGGGGAUAUGGUGCUAUUUGUGAAGUAUUUGAUCUGAUCUAUCAGUCAAUCAGGUGAAUGUCUCAGCAGCCAUAAUAGCUCUGUUCUACCAGUAUCAUUGGUGUAAAGUUGCUCCUAACUGAUCUUAGAUCAGUUUUGCAUUUUCCCUACUAAUGGCUAAGGUUGGGAUUGGGGGAGGAGAUAUAAUUUUGAAUUGAACCUUUAUUGUACUAGGCAAGUCAAUUAAGAAAAAAAAUUCUUAUUUACAAUGACGGCCUACCCCAGCCAAACCUUCCUCAAACCCGGACGACGCUGGGACUCCCGAUCACGGCCGGUUGUGAUACAGACCCGGGAUCAAACCCGGGUCUGUAGUGACGCCUCCCAACACUGCGAUGCAGUGCCUUAGACCACUGCGCCACUCGGUCCCCAAAAGCUGAUCUAAGCUGAUCCUAGGUCUGUACCUAAGGUUAACUUCACCCCAGAGCCAGUAUCAUCAAUAUAUAACUAUAUAUAUAGUAUAUAUGAUAUAUAUAAGAUCCUAUAUAUAUAUAUAUAUACUACAACCAAUCAUGAUGUUCCAGCACCAACAGAACGUGAAAUUAUACAAAGUGGCAAAUGCAUAUUAUUGUGAUUUUCUUUUUGAAUAAAAUAUUGAUUAUAUUAUUCUGAA